UUCGCUGCGCCGAAAAAGUUGUUUCGCGAAUUUCGAGAAAUAAUAUGAAGAAGAAAAGUAGGAGAGAAGAUUCUGAACCGAGUGUUCAGGAAAAUAAAGAUUGCUCAUUUCAGAAUGGCAAAGUUUCGCCUGCAACAAAAUGUGACUUCUCGAAUCUAGACGAGUCGCAGUUGCAAGCAAAUAAGCAGAAGAAAGGAAAGUUUAUGGGAUUUUUAACUAAUUUAUUCCAUAAAUUUUUGUUGUGUUGUUGCAUUUCAGGCGAGAUUUCUGGUUCCGAAACUUACGAACCGGAAAAGAAACUCGCAGAUUCAAAGCAAGAACACGACCGUUUCGAUAAAGCCAAAUAUUAUAUUGGCAAGUACAAAAUUACUAAAGAAAUUGGACGUGGAAGUUUUGGGACUAUUUAUUUGGCUAAGACCAAAUAUUCUAGAAAGAAAAAGGCUUUAAAAGUCGUAAAGAAAGUCUCUUCUUCUAAUCAGUUUGGUGAAAUCCGGAGAGAAACAAUCGUUUGGAAUUGCGUGUCCGCCCAUCCAAACAUUGUCAGAUUGAUUCGAUUCCUGCAAACUGACACAGCCUAUUGCUUUGUCUCGGAUUUUGUCCAGGGAGAAACUUUGACCGAAUUUAUACAAAAGAAUGGCCCUAUACCGGAGAGAAAAGCAAAAGUGUUUGCCGCUCAAGUGGCCUCUGCUAUUAUGUAUAUUCAUAGUAAUGGAAUAAUACACCGAGACAUUAGUUCAAACAACGUUAUGUUAGAUGUGUACAAAGGUGCACAAGUAAUUGAUUUCGGUCUAUCCACAUACGAACAAAAUCCAAGAGAUUAUUGUGGAACUUUAUCAUUUAUGUGUCCGGAAAUUCUCCAGAGGAAGCCUUACGAUUUUUACUGUGACUGGUGGGCUUUCGCCAUCGUGUUAUUUCAAGCGUUGGUUGGACGAACUCCUCUAGAGAUUUAUGUGAAAGAAGCUUUCGAUAUUGAUAACGUGUAUUUAUUGCCCCGUUACGACCGGAUAAGAGCUGCUCUAAAUGUGAAGGUGUCGUAUCCUCCUGGGUUAUCGGAUGAUGCCAGACAUUUUAUUUAUGACCUAUUGCAAAAGGUAAGAUUAUACUUAAUUGUACUUAACAAAUUCAGAUUUGUCUCUCCCCGUUUUAUGCACGAAAUGACAUUUAUUUACAAACCGAAGCAUGUAAUUCUCUUAUGUAUCUACAUUCGACUUUUCUCUGUUGCCAAAAACAAUGAUUAUAUACGGCAAAUUUUGUGUUUUUUCUUGUAUGAAAAGCAUUCAUUCAAUUAAUAUCGUUAAUUGUAAUCAUACGGUCUUUCUGUGGACUUUCAUAAAUCUGUUUAUAAUUAAUUCACUGAUGAUAUUCAAUAAAAUGU
Molecule: messenger RNA, 1375 nt
Organism: Centruroides sculpturatus (bark scorpion)
Lineage: Eukaryota; Metazoa; Arthropoda; Arachnida; Scorpiones; Buthidae
Product: serine/threonine-protein kinase Aurora-3-like
Exons: 10
Coding region: 45-1289 (414 amino acids)
Biological process (GO): protein phosphorylation
Molecular function (GO): ATP binding; protein kinase activity
Source: RefSeq, a predicted model, not a curated record